CUCUAAAUCUUCCACAACCUCUCAAAUACAAAACUACCCAUCAAUACAAAGCCAAAUGAAUAUAUAAUCAAACCUCCAAACACCCCAUUCAUACCUCUCUCUCUCUCUCUCUCUCUCUCUCUCUCAUCAACUUAAAACUUCCAACAAUUCUUCAACUGCAUAUGGUUUGAGUAACAAGCAGCAAUGUUGGACACCAUGAUCCCAGCAUGUUUCAGCCAGCCCAACACACUCUCAAGCAGCUCUCAAGUGCCCCAAAACCUUAUAACCUGCAUAUAUCAAACUCAGCUUUGUAACUCACCCACAUAUCUCACUCUCACUUGGUCCAAAAGCCUCUUCUCUCACUCUCUAACCAUUCAUGCCUCAGACUCUUUUUCCAUCACCAUCUCCCUCAACCCAUCAACCUUCUCAUUCUUCAGAACCAAACCAGGCUCCAAAUCCAUCUCUCUAACCCACAACCAUUGCCAAAAAAUCAAGCUUUACUGGGACUUCACCCGGGCUGACUUCACUCACAACUCGGCUGAGCCAGAGUCUUGCUUCUACAUCGCCAUUUCUUGCAAUGCCAAAAUUGAAUUCUUUCUUGGGGAUCUUUUGGACGAGUUCACUCGGCGGUCAGGGGUAGUUGUGACUCACAAACUCAGCCAACCUGCCCUGUUGUCAAGGCGGGAACAUGUGUUUGGGCGCAGGAAUUACAUAUCCAGAGCUCAGUUCUUGGGGUCCAAACAUGAAAUUGGAAUAGAGUGUAGGGAGGGUACACUCAAAGUAAAAGUAGAUGGAGUGAUAAGCCUGAUUGUCAAAAGGUUGGCUUGGAAAUUCAGAGGCAAUGAGAGAAUUUUUGUUGGUGGAGUUGAAUUUGAAUUUUACUGGGACGUGUUCAACUGGGUUAAUAAUCAUAACGGUGCUAAUGGGAAUGGUCAUGGUGUAUUUGUUUUUCAAGUGGGUGAUGGUGGGGUGUGGCCAGAAAUGGUAGGUCCUGAGAAGAGGUUGAUGAGGAAGAGCUUGUCAACAUCGGCUGCUUCGGCAUCAAUGCCGUCGAUGACUUCGUUGUCCCCGUCGCCGUCAUGCUCAAGUGUGUUGCAAUGGGCAGAGGAGAGUAGUGAUGGGGGGAGAAGUUCAUGUUCUUCAUCCACUAGGUCAUAUGGUAGUAAUGGGGGGUUUUCUCUGUUGCUGUAUGCUUGGAAGAGGGACUGACAAAGCAAUGUGAAUUAUGA
This is a messenger RNA of Prunus dulcis (almond), 1208 nucleotides long. RefSeq lists its product as uncharacterized. Lineage: Eukaryota; Viridiplantae; Streptophyta; Magnoliopsida; Rosales; Rosaceae. The record is from RefSeq and is a predicted model, not a curated record. Bases 184 to 1188 code for a protein of 334 amino acids. The transcript has a single exon.